AUGCGGUGCGAAGUACACGAGCCGAAUUUUCGAAAAUCUUUGAAUAACGUUAAAAUGUCAUCGAACGAACAAAAUUUUCAUUUGGGAGAACAAGCUGGUUCUAUUGGUCAAGCAGGUGGAGCAUUUAGUGAACGAGGUAAAGCAGCUGAAAAUGCUUAUUUUCAUGCACAAGAAGCUGAGCAAUUAGCUGCAUUGAAAGCUCAACUUGGACAACAACAACAACAACAACAAAAUCCACCAAGCUCAUGA
Messenger RNA from Rotaria socialis, 249 nucleotides. NCBI's taxonomy places the organism in Eukaryota, Metazoa, Rotifera, Eurotatoria, Philodinida, Philodinidae. The record is from the annotation of a GenBank genome assembly.